AUGUCUCAUGACGAUCAAAAAGAAGAGGAUUUUAAUACUUCCUCAACACCCUCCACUCCGAGAGAUCAAGAACGACUUGGUUUGUUAGCGAAUAGCAUCACUCAAGAGGAUCAAGCUCGGAUUUUGAAUGUCGAUAUUUCUAAUGAUGAGGAUCGAAAAGUGUUCAAUCAAGAACAUGAUGAGAAGAAUAACAAGAAGGGAAUGAAAUUAUCCUUCUCAUCAUCGAUAGAAGAGAGAAUGAAUUAUGGUUCUAUUCAACAACAUGUGGAUCCAUUUCAACAAGAAGGAAAUGAAGAAAAUGGUGUUCCAAAUGGUUCGACGACGACUACGCAUGGGAAAAUCAUCACCACGAUUACUUGUGAUGAAGCCAUUGAAUAUAUGGGAGUUGGAAAAUUUCAAAUUUUAUUACUUUUUAUUUGUGGAAUUGCAUGGAUGGCAGAUGCUUCAGAAAUUAUGAUUUUGAGUUUUAUCAUGCCUGCAGUUUCAACUGCUUGGAAUCUUUCUCCUGUGGAAGAAGCUACUAUUGGUGGAGUUGUGUUUGCUGGAAUGUUAAUUGGUGCACUUUUUUGGGGAUUUAUUUGUGACAAGUUUGGAAGAAAAUUGGGAAUUAUUUCAAUUUUUACAUUUUGUUCAAUAUUUGGAGUGUUGAGUGCGUUUUGUCCAAACUUUUGGACACUAGUGGCUGCGAGAUUACUUGUUGGUUUUGGAGUUGGAGGAAGUCAUGCACCUUUUUCAUUAUUCACUGAAUUUUUACCUGCAAAAUCAAGAGGUUUCUUUUUGUUGGUCAUUGAAGUGUUUUGGACGGUAGGAACCAUGGCAACUUCCUUAUUAGCAUUACUCUUUCUUGGAUAUCCUGACAUUUUUGGAGAAUGGGGAUGGCGAUAUCUUGUGGGUGUGAGCAGUAUUCCUAAUUUCAUCAUGCUCCUUGCAGUUCCAUUUCUUCCAGAAUCUCCUCGAUUGUGUGUCGUUAAAGGUAACAUUGAAAAAGCAGAACGAAUUUUCAAACGAGUGGCUUGGUGGAAUGGAAAGGCCAUGUUUGCUGCGUCCUUAAAGAAGGAAGAUACGACAGAGAGUGGAAAAAAGAAAUCGACAGGUUCAUUCUUGGAUUUGUUUUCGAAAAAGAUGUGGUUUAGUUCUGUUUUAUUGUUUACUUUGUGGUUCAUUGGAGCACUUGGUUAUUAUGGCGUGGUAGUAUUUACUCCCAUCUACUUCGGAGGCAAUAGUAAGGACAUUAAGAGUGGAUACAUUUCAACCAUUAUUGUUUCUGCUGCUGAAUUACCUGGAUUGUUAUUAUCCUAUUCCAUUAUUAACAGUUUUGGAAGAAAGAAAACAACAGCCAUCAUGUUUUUGGCGUGUGGUCUCUGUUUGGCAUGUUUAAUGAUUCCAAUUCCUGAAGCAUACCGUUGGCUUCCAACCAUGUAUGCAGUUGGUGCAAGAAUGUCCAUCAUGGGAGCUUCAUGUGUGUUGUGGGUUUAUACUCCAGAGGUAUUCACCACCAAUGUUCGAUCCUUAGGAACAGGUGUUGCCUCUUCGAGUGCUCGUGUAGCUGCCAUGAUCACACCCUACAUUGCCACUGUACUCAUUCGUAUCAACUCAGUCAUUCCAAUUGCCAUUUACUCUGGAUCAUGUUUAUUUGCAUUUGUAAUUACUCACUUUUUACCUUAUGAGACAGCAGGAAAAUCAUUGGCCAAUGAUGAGAGUGAAAUGGUGAAGGUUUCCAAAAAGGUUGUUGUAAAGAAAAAGCAAGUGGAAAGUAUUAACAGUUCCAUGGAAGCACAAGUUAUGAUUUAA
Messenger RNA from Naegleria fowleri, 1791 nucleotides. RefSeq lists its product as uncharacterized. Gene Ontology annotation, cellular component: membrane. Gene Ontology annotation, biological process: transmembrane transport. The record is from RefSeq and is a predicted model, not a curated record. Gene Ontology annotation, molecular function: transmembrane transporter activity. NCBI's taxonomy places the organism in Eukaryota, Heterolobosea, Eutetramitea, Acrasida, Naegleriidae. The transcript is spliced from 9 exons. Bases 1 to 1791 code for a protein of 596 amino acids.